Molecule: messenger RNA, 1646 nt
Organism: Callorhinchus milii (elephant shark)
Lineage: Eukaryota; Metazoa; Chordata; Chondrichthyes; Chimaeriformes; Callorhinchidae
Gene: proc
Product: protein C, inactivator of coagulation factors Va and VIIIa
Biological process (GO): blood coagulation; proteolysis
Cellular component (GO): extracellular region
Molecular function (GO): calcium ion binding; serine-type endopeptidase activity
Source: RefSeq, marked provisional
AAAUGCUGAAAGGAUCAUCGGUAUUGUUAUUUGCGGUCUAGAAAACGUACUUCACUCUCAAGACAUAUAAAUGUAAACGUUUAAUGGGAACAGAGCUUGAAACAUCUAAACAAUCCAGCGGGUUAGAGUUAAAUAACCAGCCUGGAAGAUGCUGUUCUCCCUCUCCUGUUCACUGCUACUGUUGGUUUCAUGCUACAUAGUCUCCAAUACUUCAGUGUUUUUAUCAAUGAAGGAUGCUAGUGAGAUUUGGAAAAGACGGCCACGGUCAAUAUUUGAGGAGCUUAAGCCAGGAAAUAUGGAACGAGAGUGUGUCGAAGAAGAGUGCAAUUUUGAGGAGGCAAGAGAGAUUUUCAAAGAUGAAAGUGCAACUUUAAAAUUUUGGAACAAGUAUAUUGAUGGUGACCAAUGUGAGCCACAGCCAUGUGCUAAUGAUGGAACUUGCCUGGAUCUGAUUGGGGGCUUUCAGUGCUUUUGCCCUGAAGAAAGGGAUGGGAGCCGAUGUCAGUAUGAAUUGGUGGCAACAAAUUGCUCUACCGAGUAUGGUUACUGUGAGCAUUUCUGUCAUGAGAUCAGUGACAUUAAUAGGCGUAAAUGCUCUUGUGCAAAGGGAUACAACCUAAGUGACAAUGGAUUUGCCUGCAAUCCAACAGGUAACUAUAGUUGUGGACGACAUAAGUUGGCGUCAAUAAACGAUGUAGUUCGACUCACUGGAGGAAAGGUAAUAAAGAAAGGAAGCAGCCCUUGGCAGGUCAUGCUCAUGAAUGCAAGAGGCUUUUUUAAAUGUGGUGGAGUGCUGAUUCAUCGUUUCUGGGUGGUUACCGCUGCUCAUUGUGUCCAUGAAGGAGGGAGAUUUAGAGUCAGACUUGGUGAAUAUAACAGAACAAUUGCAGAAGGAACUGAAGAUACUAUUCGAGUGAAGACUGUGCAUAUUCACCCCAAUUUCACUCUGAAGACAUUGGACAGCGACAUUGCUCUCCUCAAUCUAGAAGAGGCUGCCAUCUUUAGCAAUUACAUUAUACCGGUUUGUCUUCCCACUAAAGAGAUGGCAGAAAGAGUGCUGUUAAUUCCAGGCAAAAUGGUGCUGGUUACAGGAUGGGGUGCUGUGGAUGAAAAUGAUCACACGAUUCGUCCUAGUACUCUACUCUUCAUUAAUAUCAAUUUGGUCUCUUACGAAAAUUGUGUUGAGGUACUGCCAGGCAAAAUCACAGAAAACAUGAUCUGUGCAGGAGCGCCUGGUACACGGAGGGAUGCAUGUUCAGGAGAUAGCGGUGGGCCUAUGGUAACCGUCCACAGUGGCACAUGGUUUCUGAUUGGACUUGUCAGUUGGGGAGAGGGUUGUGGCCACCACAAGAGUUUUGGUGUUUACACAAAUGUUGUCAGGUACCUGGAAUGGAUAGAUUCUUUCCUUACAUAGCAGUCCCACGAUGUUAUUUGGGCCAUAUUUCAAGGAACCGAAUCCUACAACAGAAUGAGUGAUCUGUCGAAGAAAAUGGCUUCUUCAAAUGUAUUUCUCAAGUGUCCCCCAAAUACCAUAUGUCAAAUCUAUUAUAUGCUCUGUAAGAAGAGUUGCAUGUAGCUCAGUAAUUUUGUUAUUUGAUAUUAAAAUAAUUCAUAACAAAUAAUUCAUUAAACGCAAACUGUGACUU